Spinacia oleracea (spinach) is the source of this 1971-nucleotide messenger RNA. RefSeq names its product T-complex protein 1 subunit alpha. The record is from RefSeq and is a predicted model, not a curated record. The transcript has 17 exons. Lineage: Eukaryota; Viridiplantae; Streptophyta; Magnoliopsida; Caryophyllales; Amaranthaceae. Gene Ontology annotation, molecular function: ATP binding; ATP-dependent protein folding chaperone; ATP hydrolysis activity. The coding region runs from base 177 to 1802 and encodes 541 amino acids. Gene Ontology annotation, biological process: protein folding.
UAGCUGUGGGUUAUCACGCCUCUCUUGGGCUUUUGCUUGAACACUGUCAAAAUCUGCUCAUCACUCUCUCUCUCUCUCCUCUUUGCGGCAACAUUGGGUGCUCUGUUCAUCACUCUCUACUACUGAUCUGAAGCACAUUUCAAGCAUACUCUUUUUCCUAAUCCCAAACAUCAACAAUGCCGGCCCCUGAUAUCUUUGGUGACCGCCAAUCUGGCCAAGACGUCCGCACUCAAAACGUGGUUGCUUGUCAAGCAAUAGCUAACAUCGUUAAAUCCUCACUUGGCCCUGUUGGUUUAGACAAGAUGUUGGUUGAUGAUAUUGGAGAUGUUACAAUUACAAAUGAUGGUGCUACCAUUCUUAAGAUGUUGGAAGUUGAGCAUCCUGCUGCUAAGGUACUUGUGGAGUUGGCAGAACUCCAAGACAAAGAAGUUGGAGAUGGAACGACAUCCGUGGUUAUUUUUGCAGCAGAAUUGCUCAAGAGGGCAAAUGAUUUGGUGAGGAAUAAGAUCCAUCCAACAUCUAUAAUUAGUGGAUAUAGGCUUGCGAUGAGGGAAGCAUGCAAAUAUGUUGAUGAGAAACUUGCUGUUAAGGUUGAAAAGCUUGGCAAAGACUCGCUGGUAAAUUGUGCAAAGACAAGCAUGUCGUCAAAGUUAUUAGUGGUAGACAAUGACUUCUUUGCAAAUCUGGUAGUAGAUGCAGUACAGUCAGUAAAAAUGACAAAUGCACGUAGUGAAGUGAAGUACCCUAUCAAGAGCAUCAACAUACUUAAAGCUCAUGGAAAGAGUGCAAAGGAAAGUUAUCUGUUGAGAGGUUAUGCUCUUAACACAGGCCGUGCUGCCCAAGGAAUGCCCACCCGUGUUUCUCCAGCAAAGAUUGCAUGUCUUGAUUUCAAUCUCCAGAAAACAAAAAUGCAAUUAGGUGUCCAGGUUUUAGUCAAUGAUCCAAGAGAACUUGAGAAAAUCCGUCAAAGAGAAGCUGAUGUGACCAAAGAGCGUAUUGAAAAGCUAUUAAAAGCUGGAGCUAAUGUUAUUCUAACCACUAAAGGAAUUGAUGAUAUGGCGCUCAAGUAUUUUGUAGAGGCUGGUGCAAUUGCUGUUAGACGUGUGCGGAAGGAUGAUAUGCGCCAUGUGGCCAAGGCCACUGGUGCAACUCUGGUUUCUACUUUUGCUGACAUGGAAGGUGAGGAAACUUUUGAGCCUUCUUUUCUUGGACAAGCAGAAGAAGUUGUAGAGGAACGUGUUGCGGAUGAUGAUGUUGUCAUGAUUAAGGGAACCAAAAACACUAGUGCGGUUUCUUUGGUCCUCAGGGGCGCAAAUGACUAUAUGCUUGAUGAGAUGGAAAGAGCUUUGCAUGACGCUUUGUGCAUUGUUAAGAGAACCCUUGAGUCAAAUGCGGUAGUAGCAGGUGGAGGGGCAGUUGAGGCUGCAUUAUCCGUGUACCUGGAGUACCUGGCUACAACGUUAGGGUCAAGGGAGCAAUUGGCAAUCGCUGAAUUUGCUGAAGCCUUGCUAAUCAUACCUAAGGUGCUUGCUGUAAAUGCUGCUAAAGAUGCAACUGAACUAGUUGCCAAGCUCCGGGCUUACCAUCAUGCUGCACAGACCAAGGCUGACAAACAGCAUUUGUCUAGCAUGGGAUUGGAUCUGUACAAGGGUGUCGUGCGUAACAACCUCGAAGCUGGAGUCAUUGAACCAGCAAUGAGCAAAGUCAAGAUUAUUCAGUUUGCAACGGAAGCUGCUAUUACUAUUCUCAGAAUAGACGAUAUGAUCAGGCUUGCCAAGGAUGAGAGCCAGAAUGAUGAAUGAGUAGGGAAUGUUAAACGGGAAGAGUAGAAUCAACGCCGUGGCUGUUGCAGUUUUGGGCAUACUUGUACUGUAUUUGUAGAUUUGAUAUCUCUGAUUGUGAUACAUGAUUGACAGGUGUGCUUACCUGCCUCAGAUUUUGUUUAUGUUGAGAUAGAAGGUUGAUCUUUUA